Messenger RNA from Condylostylus longicornis, 876 nucleotides. Its product is annotated as O-acyltransferase like protein-like. Lineage: Eukaryota; Metazoa; Arthropoda; Insecta; Diptera; Dolichopodidae. The transcript is spliced from 6 exons. The coding region runs from base 16 to 876 and encodes 286 amino acids. The record is from RefSeq and is a predicted model, not a curated record.
UACUUUCAUGACACUAUGAUUUUGGAAAUACCAUCCAAAGAUUUUAUGAAUUGUGAUUUACAUAAAUGGAAAAAUAUCCUCUUUAUUGAUACAUUUUUUCCGAUGGAAGAAAGAUGUAUGAUUUGGUCAUGGCUAAUAUCCUUAGAAGUUCAAUUUUUCUUAGCAGGUUCUCUAAUUUUACUUUUAGCACAAAUACAUCCAAAAUAUGCAGCAUCAAUAUUUUUUACUCUGCUGAUAUUUUCAAUAAUAGCAUUUUUAAUGCUAGAAUCAGAUCCAUUUUCGUUGUAUUAUGAAAGAGAAUCUCAACAAAAAAUCUGUUUAAAAUUGAAUCUCUUAUUUGAUAAUAUAUGGUUACGAAUUCUACCAUAUUUGCUUGGUAUGUGCUUGGGAUACACAAUUCAAAAAACUGGUGGAAAAUUCAAAUCUAGCAAAACAGUAAUGGUAUUUGGUUGGAUGCUGUGCAUUUUAAUUAUUGGAGUUUAUUUUUUUGGAUUACCAUUAAUUAUUGGGCGCAUUAAUUUAUGGGUUAGAGCAUCGGCAAUUACAAUGUUACAUAUAGCAUGGAAUAUGAUUCUAUGUUGGAUAACACUAUCAAGCCUUUCAGAUUAUGGAGGGUUGUUGAAAGAUUUUCUUAACUCUAAGUUAUUAUUUACUAUUGGAAAAUUUACAAAUACUGUUAUAUUACUGAACCCUUUAAUAAUCCGAACAGUUUUGCUAAGUGGAGAAACAGGAAUUUUACUUUCUGGUGGAUUAGUCAUAAUGAUGUUUAUUGGAUUCACGAUAACAACUUACAUUUUCGCUUUUAUAUUGCAUAUAUUUUUUGAAGCUCCAUUACUUUCAACCUUAAGGGUAGUAUAUCAAUGGCAAAUUAAAUAA